Molecule: messenger RNA, 1784 nt
Organism: Sabethes cyaneus
Lineage: Eukaryota; Metazoa; Arthropoda; Insecta; Diptera; Culicidae
Gene: Mob4
Product: MOB kinase activator-like 4
Exons: 4
Coding region: 22-690 (222 amino acids)
Cellular component (GO): cytoplasm
Source: RefSeq, a predicted model, not a curated record
GUCAAGGAAAGAUUUUCAAUCAUGAAGAUGGCUGACGGUUCCACAAUCCUGAGAAGAAAUAGACCUGGAACCAAAGCUAAGGACUUUUCUAGUUGGCCCGAUGAACCGUUUGAGGAGAUGGACAGCACCCUUGCGGUGCAACAAUACAUUCAGCAGAUGAUUAAGAAGGAUCCGUCCAACGUGGAGCAGAUAUUGACCAUGCCGGAUGGGCAGGACGAAGGUGUAUGGAAGUACGAACAUCUUCGACAAUUUUGUAUGGAAUUGAAUGGACUGGCGGUGAGAUUGCAGACACAAUGCUUUCCCGCGACGUGUACCCAAAUGACGGCAACCGAACAGUGGAUCUUUUUAUGUGCGGCACAUAAAACGCCAAAAGAGUGCCCGGCAAUAGAUUAUACACGCCACACGCUGGACGGGGCCGCAUGCCUUCUGAAUAGCAAUAAAUAUUUUCCUAGCAGGGUAUCUAUUAAGGAAUCGUCGGUGUCAAAGCUUGGCUCGGUAUGCCGGCGCGUAUAUCGAAUCUUCUCGCACGCGUAUUAUCACCAUCGGCGAAUAUUUAACGAAUUUGAGGAGGAAACGUAUCUCUGUCUGCGGUUCACGCAUUUCGUCACCAAAUAUUCGCUGAUGUCGAAGGAAAAUCUAAUCGUUCCGAUUCCUGAGUGUGAGUUAACGCCUGGCGAAAGUGAAGCUUAAAGUAUGCCAACUGUUAUCGUGUCAUGACUGUUACUUGCAAGCUCUGCGGCAUCAUGAAUUCGAAUCAUAAAUUUAAAAGUGACAAAGUGCUAAGCGCUUCUUUAUGUUCCAUUCUCGUAUGUCGUAAACUUUAAACUGACCGGCAUUUUCCGGUUUUUCGGAAUGUGAAUCGACUUUCAUUAUCACCCCUCAAUCUUAUUUGCCGAAUUAACUACUACUUCUUAAUUUGCUGUAUAGUCAACAAAUUAAAAGUUUCAUUUUAGUUGAAGCUUUGUUCGCUUUAUACAUUUAAACGAAAUUGUAAUUAAAGAAAAUAUAAUGGAACUAUAAUCAUCAAUGAAAAGUCACCUUAAUAAAUAAAAAAAAAGUCAUUCGAAACAUAUAUACUAUUGGUAACGAAAAAUAAAUUUACGUUUAGAUAUAUUUCAAAGCUGAACCUGUAAACUGUAUCGAUUAUGAAAUUAUACAAACAAUAACUAACUUUUAAGAAUGUUGCACAGAAAAGUGAACAACUAACGACGCUAAACCAAACCAUCCAUCCGAACCAACGUUUCGUCUAGUUUCCUUUGAAUUAGAACAACAUUUCUCUCAUCAGCCUACGCGAAUUUCUCUCGCUCUUGCUCUAUAGGAACGAAACUCAGACCGCCUUUUAUCUGUUUUAUUUUACAAACAAGGGACUUUGUAGCAAACCAUUCAAGUAACGCUGUACGAUAAAAACCACCUUGGCAAAGAAGGAACAAACUUCAAGCAUGGUGGAUGCUAACAUUAAACAAUUGUUCAUAGGGUUAGCUCGACGGACGGCAUAUUGUUUGAACAACGUAAAGUGAAUCUUGUGUCAGUUUUUUACAAUUAUCGAGAAUAGAAUAUGACAAACUAAUUAGAGUUAAAAACACGGUUGUUUGCAAAACACACACAUACACCCACACGUAAGACAAAAUCACCAUAUAAUAAAAGGAAAUUACACAGCAGGCAACGGUGAAAAUGACCAUCUCUUAAAAUUGGACGAACAGUGUUGAUCAAAAAUCACUUGAGAAAUGUUUACACCUGUAAGAAGAAUAUGUAAUCUAGUACUGGAGGCAUAAAGUCAAAUAAAA